AUGAUGCUAAAAUCAUCUAACGGUCUUUUAUGCCGCUUUCCCGUCAUCCAAAGUAUACUUACAUCAUUGGGAUGUAAGGAGAACAUUUAUGUCAGCGCAUCAUUAGAUCGAUGGUAUGUACAUCAUUUGCGUUCACCUCGUAUUUUCACUCCACCCAAAAAACCUUUCACAUAUGACAACGACUGGGAAAAUCAGCCAUACAAAUCAAAAUCUCAGAAUGAAUACAUGACAAAUGUCGAAUCAUAUAAAGAUUUUCAGAGUUUAGAUGAACGUUUAAAAAACAUGUUCACAUAUAAAUAUGUGCGUAGAAGAGAUGAGUUGAGGAGAAUUUAA
Messenger RNA from Heterobilharzia americana, 333 nucleotides. The record is from the annotation of a GenBank genome assembly. Lineage: Eukaryota; Metazoa; Platyhelminthes; Trematoda; Strigeidida; Schistosomatidae.